CAGGCUCCCUCCUCCUUUCUAUUGCUGCUGAAACGGACGGAUGCAGUUUAGGGAGUAUCUGCUCUAAGGGAAGAGUGACGUGUCUAGAGAGAAACCCCAAAUUCUUGCUGCUCUUCCCUCAGCCUACUUCAGGACGGAGAGUAAGGCAGGUGCAAAGGCUCAAGAAACCAGCCUGAGGCCACCCUCCCAGCUCCCCCAGGCCCCUGAAUGAUAUCCAUCAGAGACCCCUUAGUCCCCAGCCUUGUCCUCUUGGUGCUGCUAGGAAUAGCAGGGGCUGGGCCCUUCCUUCCACGUUCUAAUGGGACAGCCUCAGCUUCACGAUUCCCUCCUCAUCCAGGCGGGCGGAUAACAGGUCCUGGAGGUGGAGGAUCAACCCCUAAGCUCUAUGAACAUACAGUGGAAGGAGGUGAAAAGCAGGUGGUAUUCACACACAGAAUCAACCUGCCUUCUUCUACCAACUGUGGAUGUCCCCCAGGUGCUGAACCUCCUGCUCCUGCCUCUGAGGUGCAGGCCUUAAGAGUGAAGCUUGAAGCCCUGGAAGAGUUAGUGAAGGGUCUUAAGGAACAAUGCCAUGGGGGGUGCUGUUCUGCUGCUGCCCAAGCUGGAACAGGAAAGACAGAUGUGCGGAGCCUCUGUAGCCACCAUGGUGUGUUUGACUUGGACCGCUGUGCCUGUUCUUGUGAGCCGGGCUGGGCUGGUCCCACGUGCUUAGAUCCCACAGGUGGCACAGUCACUUCAUCUUGUCCCGAGGAUUGCAACGAUCAGGGUCGCUGUGUGCAGGGCCGUUGUGUCUGCUUCUCAGGCUAUACUGGACCCUCUUGCAGUCGGCCUGCCUGCCCAGGAGACUGCCGGGGCCGGGGCCGGUGUGUCCAGGGUGUCUGUGUGUGCAGGACUGGUUUCACUGGUGAAGACUGUGGAACUAGAGCCUGUCCCAAGGGUUGUAGCCAAAGGGGCCAAUGCAAAGAUGGGAAGUGUGUGUGUAACCCCGGGUUCAGUGGAGAGGACUGUGGGGUGAGGAGCUGCCCCCGGGACUGCAACCAGAAAGGCAGAUGUGAAGAUGGAAAGUGUGUGUGUGACCCAGGGUACAAUGGAGAGGACUGUGGGGUGAGGAGCUGCCCCCGGGAUUGUGGUGAUGGUGGGCGCUGCGUGGAUGGGCGCUGUGUGUGCUGGCCGGGCUACUCUGGUGAGGACUGCAGUAUCCGGACUUGUCCUCGUGACUGCCAUGGCCGGGGUCGCUGUGAGGAUGGGGAAUGCAUCUGUGAACUCGGAUACAGUGGAGAUGACUGUGGGGUACGGAGCUGCCCCCAGAACUGCAACCAGCGGGGAUACUGUGAGGAUGGGCGCUGUGUGUGCUGGCCAGGCUACACUGGCGAGGACUGUGGGAGCCGAGCCUGCCCCCGGAAUUGCCGCGGUCGAGGUCGUUGUGAGAAUGGCGCGUGUGUCUGCAAUGCUGGAUACAGUGGGAUUGACUGUGGGGUUCGGACCUGCCCUGGGGACUGCCUCGGUCGGGGCCGGUGUGAGAAUGGCCGUUGUGUGUGCUGGCCCGGCUAUACAGGCAGAGACUGUGGAUCCCAGACCUGCCCCGGGGAUUGUCGCGGCAGGGGCAGGUGCCAGGAUGGGCACUGCGUCUGUGAGCCCGGCUACACAGGGGACGACUGUGGGAGCCGUCGGUGCCCAAGUGACUGCAGAGGCCACGGGCGGUGUGAGGAUGGGGUGUGUGUGUGUGACAGGGAUUAUACUGGAGAAGACUGUGGGCAAAGGCGUUGCCCUGGGGACUGCCGAGGCCGGGGGAGAUGCCAGGAUGGGUUCUGUGUUUGUGAUACUGGCUACACAGGAGAGGACUGUGGGACGAGAAGCUGUCCCCGAGAUUGCAGCCACCAAGGGAUCUGCCACGACGGGGUGUGCACCUGUUGGGAGGGCUUCACAGGAGAAGACUGCAGCCUUCGGACCUGCCCGGAGAAUUGCAACCAUCGGGGUCAGUGUAAAAAUGGCCACUGCGUAUGUGAGGUUGGCUAUACAGGCCCUACCUGUGGUACUCAGACCUGCCCUGGGGACUGUCAGGGCAGAGGCCGAUGUGUCCAGGGAGUAUGUGUGUGUCAGGAAGGCUACCGUGGUAAAGACUGUGGACAGAGGGAGCUGCCGGCUGAAAGCUGUUCUGGGGGCUGUGGACCACGGGAACUCUGCCGAGCUGGCCAGUGUGUCUGCAUUGAGGGCUUUGAAGGCCCUGAUUGUGCCACGAGGACUUGUCCUGGGGACUGCCGGGGUCAUGGGUUAUGCCAAGAAGGGAGCUGUAUAUGUCACGAUGGCUAUGGCGGAGAAGACUGUGGGGAGGAGAUACCUCCAAUAACAGGAUUGAGUAUGCGUUUGUUGGAAGAAACAACAGUUCGGACUGAGUGGAUGAGAGCCUCAGGACCUGUGGAUGCCUAUGAAAUCCGAUUCACUCCUACAACAGAGGGAAUAGGUCGCCCAUUCUCUGCUCGGGUCCCCAGCUCGGCUUUAGCCUAUGACCAGAGGGGGCUGUCCCCAGGCCAGGAGUACCAAGUCACCGUCCGUGCCCUACGAGGUUCUAACUGGGGACCUCCUACCUCCCAGACCAUCACUACCAUGAUUGAUGGUCCCCAGGAUCUUCGGGUCACAGCUGUGACUCCCACUACUAUGGAGCUAAGCUGGCUACGUCCUCAGGCUGAAGUGGACCGCUUUGUGGUGUCAUAUGUCAGUGCUGGCAACCAGCGGGUACGGUUGAAUGUGGCACCUGAGGAAGACAGAACCCUGCUCACAGGGCUAAUGCCUGGUGUGGAGUAUGUCAUGACCGUCACUGCUGAGAGGGGCCGAGCUGUCAGCUACCCAGCUUCUGUCAGGGCCAACACAGCACCAGCCCACCAUAAUUACCAGGAUACCCGUCCCCCAGCUCCACCUCCUCGGCCCCCAGUCCAACCCCAACCCCAACCAGGUCUCCGACCAGACCUGGGCCCCCGGCUGCCUCAGCCUGUGGAGGAGGAAGAUCCAAAGCCUAGGGAGGUACCCUUGGGGCUUCCCCCACCACGGUUCUUGAGGAACCUCACAUCAAAACUAGGCCUUUCCUGGGGUUCCGUGCAGGAUGUGGAGCGAUACCUACGGGCCUCUGGCUACCCACUCCGUGGCAACCAGACCUACACUUCAGUGGCCCGCUCCAUCUAUGCGUAUCUGCAACGCCGGGCAGGGGGACUCUCUGCACCCCCAUCAUCACUGUCCUACAAGCCCCAAUCCACUGCCAAUCUGGACCCAGACACCAGGAAACCACACUCUGCCAAAGAUAUCCAUGGUCAUAACCCAGAGGGUGUGGCCCAAGUGGAAGGGAGGCACAUCCCCCUCCUACCUUCCUUACUUCCGGGCCCUUCCCCUCGCCACCCCAAACCUGAAGUGCUGGGCAGCUCAGCUGAUGGGGCCUUGCUGGUCUCUCUGGAUGGUCUCCGUGGCCAAUUUGAGCAGGUGGUGCUGCGCUGGCAGCCCCUCUCUCCUAUGGAAGGGCCCAGCAGGGAAAUUGCAGUACCAGGGGCAACACGCAUCGCCCGCUUGCCUGGCCUGAGGCCUAGUACUACCUACCAUGUGGAGGUCCAUGGGGUCCAGGAUGGGCAGGCCUCCAAGUCCUACGCCUUCAUCACCACUACAGGCCCCUUUGAAGCUACCGAUGAAUCUCUUCUCUUAGGGCUGACCCCACCACCAACAACCCAGGGGGCUCAGGCCCCUCUCCUGAAGCACCCAGUUAAUAAGCCUGGGGCACUUUCUGUCCCACCUCGACUUGGAGAGCUGCAGGUUCUAGAUGUGUCCUCAAACUCCGUCAACCUCCAUUGGACUGUUCCUGAAGGCCGGUUUGAUUCUUUCUUAGUCCAAUAUAAAGACAAGAAUGGAAAGCCCCAGAGAGUGCCAGUAGAAGGUCUCCAGCACUCUGUCAUCAUCUCCCCUCUAGAUCCUGGGCACAACUACAAAUUCACCCUUUAUGGGCUUGAGGGCAGGAAGCGCCAUGGCCCCCUCACCACUGAAGCUAAGACAUCUUCUUUCCCUAACUCAGAAAUUCUACCUCGCCUUGGAGAGUUGCGGGUAACAGACCCCACCUCUGAAUCUCUACACCUCUCUUGGAGUGUCCCUGAGGGUCAGUUUGAUUCCUUCCUGGUCCAGUAUAAGGACAGAGAUGGGCAGAUCCAGGUGGUCCCUGUGGAGGGACCUGAGCGUUCCAUCACUAUCUCCUCACUUGAUCCUAGCCAAAGAUACAAAUUCAUCUUGUAUGGACUCACUGGCAAGAAGCGCCAUGGUCCCCUCACUGCUGAGGGAAGUACAGCUCCACUGGACACUGAGAGCCCCAAACCUCGAGUUGGGAAAUUGAUAGUGACAGAUGUGACUCAGAAUUCCCUGCGUCUCCUCUGGACCAUCCUUGAAGGAAAGUUUGACUCCUUUGUAGUCCAAUAUAAAGACAAGGAUGGACAACCCCAAGUGGUGCCUGUUGAGGCUGGCCAGAAUGAAGUUACCAUCUCUGACCUGCAGCCCUCCCGGAAGUACAAGAUGAAUCUCUAUGGACUUCUAGGCAAACAAAGGGUGGGCCCUAUUUCUGUGAUUGUUACAACAGACCCAUUUUCUGUAGAGCCUCAUCUGGGAGAGGUGACAGUAACAGAUGUGACCCCAGAUUCCCUGCGCCUCUCCUGGACUACUAAGGGCGAGUUUGAUUCCUUUGAGAUUCAAUAUAAGGAUAAGAAUGGGCAGCCAAAGGUGGUGUCUACAGAUGGCAUUCAGGAUGAGGUUACUAUAUCUAGCCUAGAACACUCACGGAAGUACAAGUUCCUUCUCUUUGGCAUCAAAGAUGGCAAACACCAUGGGCCCAUUUCUGUUGAAGCAAAGACUGCACGAGAGGAAAAAACUCCAGUUCUUCCAUCCCUAGUCACUGAUGCCCUUCAGUUGCCUGCUAAACCCCACCUGGGAAAACUAAUGGUGACCAAUGCCACCUCAGAUUCUCUGCAACUCUUAUGGACUAGUCCAAAAGGCCAAUUUGAAUCCUUUGUAAUCCAAUACAAGAAUGGGGAUGGACAACCUAAAGUUGUACAUGUUAAGGGUGACAAAAACACAAUCAUCAUUUCUGGUCUGGAGCCAGAUCACAAAUACAAGAUGAAUCUCUAUGGUUUCCAUGAUGGACAACGCAUGGGCCCCAUCUCCAUCACUGGUAUUACUGCACUACAUGAGGAAAUGAAGGAGAUUCCACUUCCCACAGUAUCUGCCACUGAGGCUCCUGAGCCCACAGAGAAGCCUGAACUAGGGGAACUGACAGUGACAGGAGCCACCUCAGACUCGCUGAAGCUCUCCUGGACCAUCUCCCAGGGAGAAUUUGAUUCCUUCAUAAUCCAGUACAAAGACAGGUAUGAGAGACCCCAGAUCGUGCGUGUUGGGGGAGACCAGAAUGAGGUCACUGUCUCUGAGCUGGAGCCUGACCACAGAUACAAGAUGAAUCUCUAUGGUUUCCAUGAUGGACAGCGUGUGGGCCCUGUCUCUGUCACUGGAGUAACAGCCCCACAAGAGGAAAAGACCCCUGCUCCCACAGUACCAGCUGCUGAGGCCCCUGUGUCCACAGAGAAGCCUGAACUGGGAGACCUGACAGUGAUAGGGGCCACACCAGACUCCCUAAAGCUCUUCUGGACUAUCUCCCAGGGGGAGUUUGAUUCUUUCACAAUCCAGUACAAGGACAGGGAUGGGAGACCCCAGAUCGUGCGUGUUGAGGGAGACCAGAAUGAGGUCACUGUCUCUGAGCUGGAGCCUGACCACAGAUACAAGAUGAAUCUCUAUGGUUUCCAUGAUGGACACCGUAUGGGCCCUGUCUCUGUCACUGGCAAAACUGCCCCACAUGAGGAAGAGACCCCUGCUCCCACAGUACCAGCUACUGAGGCCCCUGUGUCCACAGAGAAGCCUGAACUGGGAGACCUGACAGUGAUUGGGGCCACACCAGACUCCUUAAAGCUCUUCUGGACUGUCUCCCAGGGGGAGUUUGAUUCUUUCACAAUCCAGUACAAGGACAGGGAUGGGAGACCCCAGAUUGUGCGUGUUGAGGGAGACCAGAAUGAGGUCAUUGUCUCUGAGCUGGAGCCUGACCACAGAUACAAGAUGAAUCUCUAUGGUUUCCAUAAUGGACACCGUGUAGGCCCUGUCUCUGUCACUGGCAAAACUGACCAAUAUAAAGUGGUGGAACAGACGCCUGCUCCCACAGUACCAGCUACUGAGGCCCCUGUGUCCACAGAGAAGCCUGAAUUGGGAGACGUGACAGUGGUAGGGGCCACACCAGACUCCCUAAAACUCUUCUGGACUGUCUCCCAGGGGGAGUUUGAUUCUUUCACAGUCCAGUACAAGGACAGGGAUGGGAGACCCCAGAUCGUGCGUGUUGAGGGAGACCAGAAUGAGGUCACUGUCUCUGAGCUGGAGCCUGACCACAGAUACAAGAUGAAUCUCUAUGGUUUCCAUGAUGGACACCGUGUGGGUCCUGUCUCUGUCACUGGCAAAACUGACCAAUAUAAAGUGGUGGAAGAGACCCCUGCUCCCCCCACAGUACCAGCUACUGAGGCCCCUGUGUCCACAGAGAAGCCUGAACUGGGAGACAUGACAGUGAUAGGGGCCACACCAGACUCCCUGAAGCUCUUCUGGACUGUCUCCCAGGGGGAGUUUGAUUCUUUCACAAUCCAGUACAAGGACAGGGAUGGGAGACCCCAGAUCAUGCGUGUUGAGGGAGACCAGAAUGAGGUCACUGUCUCUGAGCUGGAGCCUGACCACAGAUACAAGAUGAAUCUCUAUGGUUUCCAUGAUGGACACCGUGUAGGCCCUGUCUCUGUCACUGGCAAAACUGCCCCACAUGAGGAAGAGACCCCUGCUCCCACAGUACCAGCUACUGAGGCCCCUGUGUCCACAGAGAAGCCUGAACUGGGAGACGUGACAGUGAUAGGGGCCACACCAGACUCCCUAAAGCUCUUCUGGACUAUCUCCCAGGGGGAGUUUGAUUCUUUCACAAUCCAGUACAAGGACAGGGAUGGGAGACCCCAGAUCGUGCGUGUUGAGGGAGACCAGAAUGAGGUCACUGUCUCUGAGCUGGAGCCUGACCACAGAUACAAGAUGAAUCUCUAUGGUUUCCAUGAUGGACACCGUGUGGGCCCUGUCUCUGUCACUGGCAAAACUGACCAAUAUAAAGUGGUGGAAGAGACCCCUGCUCUCCCCACAGUACCAGCUACUGAGGCCCCUGUGUCCACAGAGAAGCCUGAACUGGGAGACGUGACAGUGAUAGGGGCCACACCAGACUCCCUGAAGCUCUUCUGGACUGUCUCCCAGGGGGAGUUUGAUUCUUUCACAAUCCAGUACAAGGACAGGGAUGGGAGACCCCAGAUCAUGCGUGUUGAGGGAGACCAGAAUGAGGUCACUGUCUCUGAGCUGGAGCCUGACCACAGAUACAAGAUGAAUCUCUAUGGUUUCCAUGAUGGACACCGUGUAGGCCCUGUCUCUGUCACUGGCAAAACUGCCCCACAUGAGGAAGAGACCCCUGCUCCCACAGUACCAGCUACUGAGGCCCCUGUGUCCACAGAGAAGCCUGAACUGGGAGACGUGACAGUGAUAGGGGCCACACCAGACUCCCUAAAGCUCUUCUGGACUAUCUCCCAGGGGGAGUUUGAUUCUUUCACAAUCCAGUACAAGGACAGGGAUGGGAGACCCCAGAUCGUGCGUGUUGAGGGAGACCAGAAUGAGGUCACUGUCUCUGAGCUGGAGCCUGACCACAGAUACAAGAUGAAUCUCUAUGGUUUCCAUGAUGGACACCGUGUGGGCCCUGUCUCUGUCACUGGCAAAACUGACCAAUAUAAAGUGGUGGAAGAGACCCCUGCUCCCACAGUACCAGCUACUGAGGCCCCUGUGUCCACAGAGAAGCCUGAACUGGGAGACGUGACAGUGAUAGGGGCCACACCAGACUCCCUAAAGCUCUUCUGGACUGUCUCCCAGGGGGAGUUUGAUUCUUUCACAAUCCAGUACAAGGACAGGGAUGGGAGACCCCAGAUCGUGCGUGUUGAGGGAGACCAGAAUGAGGUCACUGUCUCUGAGCUGGAGCCUGACCACAGAUACAAGAUGAAUCUCUAUGGUUUCCAUGAUGGACACCGUGUGGGCCCUGUCUCUGUCACUGGCAAAACUGCCCCACAUGAGGAAGAGACCCCUGCUCCCACAGUACCAGCUACUGAGGCCCCUGUGUCCACAGAGAAGCCUGAACUGGGAGACGUGACAGUGAUAGGGGCCACACCAGACUCCCUAAAGCUCUUCUGGACUGUCUCCCAGGGGGAGUUUGAUUCUUUCACAAUCCAGUACAAGGACAGGGAUGGGAGACCCCAGAUCGUGCGUGUUGAGGGAGACCAGAAUGAGGUCACUGUCUCUGAGCUGGAGCCUGACCACAGAUACAAGAUGAAUCUCUAUGGUUUCCAUGAUGGACACCGUGUGGGCCCUGUCUCUGUCACUGGCAAAACUGCCCCACAUGAGGAAGAGACCCCUGCUCCCACAGUACCAGCUACUGAGGCCCCUGUGUCCACAGAGAAGCCUGAACUGGGAGACGUGACAGUGAUAGGGGCCACACCAGACUCCCUAAAGCUCUUCUGGACUAUCUCCCAGGGGGAGUUUGAUUCUUUCACAAUCCAGUACAAGGACAGGGAUGGGAGACCCCAGAUCAUGCGUGUUGAGGGAGACCAGAAUGAGGUCACUGUCUCUGAGCUGGAGCCUGACCACAGAUACAAGAUGAAUCUCUAUGGUUUCCAUGAUGGACACCGUGUGGGUCCUGUCUCUGUCACUGGCAAAACUGCUCCUCGUGAUAUUGAGUCUCCAUCAAAACCCUACCUGGGAGAGCUGACUGUGACUGAUGUAACCCAGGACUCCCUCCACCUCACCUGGAAUAUCCUUCAGGGUUCCUUUGACUCCUUUGUGAUCCAGUACAAAAAUAGGGAUGGGCAGCCUCAGGUGGUUCCAGUAGCAGGUGAUCAGAAUGAGAUCACCAUCUCAGACCUGGAACCUUCUCAGAAAUACAAGUUCCUGCUCUUUGGACUUCAUAAUGGGAAACGCAGUGUCCCCAUCUCUGCAGAUGCCAAGACCCUCCCAGCAGUGAAGCCAGCUCCCCUCUUAGGGGAGAUGACAGUGACAGACCCAACCUCAGAUUCUUUGCAUCUCUCCUGGACCAUCCUUCAAGGUCACUUUGACUCCUUUGUGGUCCAGUACAAGGACAAGAGUGGGCAGCUCCAGGUGGUGCCUGUAGGAAAAGACCAGAGAGAGAUCACUAUCUCCAGUUUAGAACCUAAUAGGAAGUACAAGUUCCUGCUCUAUGGACUCUUUGGCAAAAAACGACUUGGCCCUGUCUCUACAGAAGGUACCACAGCUCCCAAAAAGGAAGAUACCCAACUCUCUCCCCAACUGGGAGAAAUGAAGGCAACAGAUGCAACUCCCAACUCUCUCCGCCUCUCAUGGACAGUAUCACAGGGUCCCUUUGACUCUUUUUUGGUUCAGUACAAGGAUAAGAAUGGGCAGCCUCAGGUAUUGCCUGUAGUUGGAAAUGAGAAUGAGGUCAUUGUAUUUGGCCUGGAGCCCAAGAGAAAGUAUAUGUUCCUCCUGUAUGGUCUCUAUGAUGGAAAACGUGUUGGCCCCAUUUCUGCCCAAGGUGUGACAGAGGAAGAAACUGCAACUUCUUUGGCACCAGCUACGGAAAUCCCUGAACUCUUGAUGGAACCCCGCCUAGGAAUAUUGAAAGUGACUGAUGUUGCCCCAAAUUCCUUGGGUCUCUCCUGGACUGUCCUACAGGAACCUUUUAACUCUUUUGUGAUCCAGUAUAAAGAUAAAGAUGGGAAAUCCCAGGCAAUGCUCGUGAGAGGAGACCAGAAAAAAAUCACUAUCUCUAAUCUGGAGGCCAACAGGAAAUACACAUUCCUCCUAUAUGGACUCUAUGAUGGGAAGCGUCUGGGCCCCAUCUCUACAGAAGCCACUACAGGGCUGGCUCCAGCUGGGCAGUCCCCUGGGGGCCGUCUGUCCCAAAUGUCUGUAUCAGAUGUGACAACAAGUUCCUUCCGGCUGAAUUGGGAGGCUCCACCUGGUGCCUUUGAUUCAUUUCUACUUCGCUAUGGGAUUCCAGAGAUAAAGCCUUCAGAGCCACUGUAUCCCCCUCUGUUACAACGAGAGUUGAGUGUACCUGGGAUCCAACGUUCAGCAGUUAUUCGUGACUUAAGGCCCGGGACCCUCUAUGCAGUAACACUUUAUGGCCUUCGUGGCCCCCACAAGGCUGAUAGCCUCCAGGGCACUGCUAGAACACUCAGUCCAGUGCUAGAGAGCCCUCGAAACCUUAAGUUCAGUGAGAUCCAAGAGAACUCAGCCAGAGUCAGCUGGACUCCACCCCCGAGCCAAGUGGAUGGUUUCAAAAUCUCCUACCAGCUAGCAGAUGGAGGAGAACCACAAAGUGUACAAGUGGACAGUCAUACUUGGCACCGGCAUCUGGUGGGUCUGACCCCUGGAGCCCAGUAUGAAGUGACUGUGAUAUCUGUUCGUGGCUUUGAGGAAAGUGAGCCACUCACUGGCUUCCUUAUAACAGUCCCUGAUGGCCCCACCCAGCUUCAAGCAUUGAAUGUUACUGAUGAUUCAGCCUUGCUGCACUGGAGUCCCCCUCAAGCCCCUGUGGACAGAUAUGCCCUUCGGAUCACAGCCCCAGAAGUCCCACCUGUGAUGGCUUCAGUUCCAGGAGGUCAUUUAGACUUCUCCCUGCAUAAUCUUCAAAUCCGGACAAACUACACUGUAACCCUUAGAGGUUUCCGGGGUCCUAACAUCACUUCCCCUGCCAGCAUCACCUUCACUACUGGACUGGACGCCCCACAUGACUUGAAGGCCAAAGAGGUUACCCCGCGUUCUGCCUUACUCACCUGGACUGAACCUGAAUCCCCACCUAGUGGCUACUUGCUUAGCUAUAACACUCCUGGAGAACAGACUAAGGAGAUUCUGCUACCAGGAGGGGUCACAUCUCACCAACUGUCUGGCCUUUUCCCUUCCACUUUGUAUAAUGCUUGGAUUCAGGCCAUCCGGGGGGAAAGUCUCACACCACCCGUGCCAACCACCUUUACCACUGGCGGAUUGAGGAUCCCAUUCCCCCGGGAUUGUGGAGAAGAGGUGCAAAAUGGGCUACAUCAUUCCCGUAAGACCACUAUCUUCCUCAAUGGAAACCGUGAGCGGCCAUUAGAAGUUUAUUGUGACAUGGAGACAGAUGGAGGUGGCUGGUUGGUGUUCCAGCGCAGGAUGGAUGGACACACAGACUUCUGGAGGGACUGGGCAGAAUAUGCCCAUGGAUUUGGGAACAUCUCUGGGGAAUUUUGGCUGGGGAAUGAGGCCCUACACAGCCUGACCCAAGCUGGUGAUUACUCUUUGAGAGUGGAUCUCCGGGCUGGAAAUGAGUCUGUCUUCGCCGAAUAUGACUUCUUUACUGUGGACUCAGCUGCAAAAUACUACCGUCUCCACCUAGAGGGCUACCAUGGUACUGCAGGAGACUCCAUGAGUUAUCACAGUGGCAGUAUCUUCUCUACAAGGGACAGAGACCCCAACAAUCUUCAUAUUCCUUGCGCUGUCUCCUACCGAGGUGGUUGGUGGUACCGUAACUGCCAUUAUGUCAACCUCAACGGGCUCUAUGGAAGCAUCAUUGACCAUCAGGGCGUGAGCUGGUAUGCCUGGAAAGGCUUUGAGUUCUCCAUUCCCUUCACGGAAAUGAAGUUGAGGCCAAGAAGUUAUAACCCAUCUUCCCAGAGGGCUUGAUUCCCUAUUUUCAGCCCUCAAAUCCUGACAUACAAAAGAAAGGCUCCCUGCCCCAGGGGCCUCCCAGACCAUCCCGCUGCCCUUUACCAGAAAAAGCCAGGACCCUUAUUUUCAUUUUUUUCUCCUUUCCCUCAAAGAGCCAGUUAUUCUUUGGAUUUGUAGAAAAUAACUGAAGGGGAUUGAUGUAAUCCCUCUAUUCAUAUUACUUUCUACAUUUAGUAACAGUUGCUCUCCCCUUCCUCCCACAGUGAUUUGUGAUUAUUAAAAAACAAAAUGUUAUACCCUGGGACAAAGAAAAGGCCACUUCCAUAAAACCUUCAAAUCUAGUGAUUAUAAAAGGAUAUUAUUUGUGGUCAACAGAGGUCUAAGAUGUACAUGAUGUCUUAAGGCCUUAAGAUAUUCUCAGACUGGGAGAUGGAUGAGGGGAGAAAAGGGGAAAGAGCUCUCCAAAGAGCUAGUGCAGAAGGGGUAGAGGGUAUCUCCCAGAGGUCUCAAGGAGGUGGAUGACCUGAGGUGGCUUCUAUUUAAGCUAUCCAAAUGGUAUACAGAGGCCUGCUAUCUUAACUCAGCUACUAGGGAUAGGGAGACAGCUCAAAAUUCCAUUUAGGAUGGCUGACUAGUGUCCUCUUUUGAUAUAAAAAGGUCCUAAUGUAAUGACAAAGAAACUGAGGCAAGAUAGAGAUUAGAGAGUUUUAAUAUUUUAUUUAUUGGAGAGCUUAAUUAAUUGACUGGAUCAGACUCUCAUCUCCAAGUAUCCAUUAUUGAAUAUGAGAUUCCAGAGAUUCUUUAUAAAGUUUUAGUGAUAAGGGAGAACAAAAAUAGAAAGGGGGAGGCAGAAUGAGCACUGGGCCGUCUGAUAAAUUGGGAAGGUCUAAUGAUGUCUAAAAUAGAAUAUCUUCCCCUAUCUGGGAUUAAAUAUUUACAGUUUAUAACCUUA
Molecule: messenger RNA, 12739 nt
Organism: Sarcophilus harrisii (Tasmanian devil)
Lineage: Eukaryota; Metazoa; Chordata; Mammalia; Dasyuromorphia; Dasyuridae
Gene: TNXB
Product: tenascin XB
Exons: 40
Coding region: 208-11802 (3864 amino acids)
Molecular function (GO): protein binding
Source: RefSeq, a predicted model, not a curated record